GGGAUCUAAAAGGAGAAAAAGGAGAUCAAACUCUCAAAACUGCUGAAGCAUCCUGAGUUAUACAAGCAUUUAUUUGUUCCCUUCUACUUCCUCAGCAAGAGUAGGGAGUCAGGGAGGAGAAAUGUGAGAAAGCUAAGAAGAAAAUAAGCUUCACACAAAAGAAAGCAAUAGUGGUGAGGGGAUAAAAAGAAUAGGAAGUGAGACACUGGUGGGAAAGAGAGAAGGUUUUUAGCUUAAAUGUCUUUGAAAAUAGACAUCAAUUGGGAAAGGAGCACCAAUUGUAAAUGGGCUAAGGUCGAUAAGCUUCACUUACCCCUAAGAUUUUGAAUGUCUGUUAUGCUUAUUACUUUCUACCUGGUUGUCUAUUUUGUAGUAUUAUGCCUGUAAAUAUUAUUUCAUUAUUAGAAGUAUACUUUUUGUCUUGGUUCAAAUUUUAUUUCUUCUUCACCUCUCUUAAAAGGAAACUUUAGACUGCUCACUAAAUUUCCCCCUUUCAAGCCCUGCGUUCUAUUCCUCCUGUAUUUUGGGGGAUGGAAUAAUGAAAUGUAUGAAACAGAGGCUGUAAUCAAAAAUUUAGUUUUCAAAUAUGCUUUUAGUUUUCAAUAUCUGGGGGAGGAUAAGAAGGUAGCUGUUUCACGGAUACUUGGGACGUUCCAGAUAGAUGCGCGAUGUCUGUAACUGUCCACGUCUCUUAAUCUGUGCCAAUAUCCGUAUGGCUCCGCGGAGCAAGCCAGUGACUGAGAAGCAGUUUGCUGAGGCCCAGGUCUGGGGCUCCGGCUACCCUACUUCCGGCCCCGCCUCCUCUCCCGCGGUUGCUAGGAGACGUGAUGUCACCGGAAGCGAGGCCUGGGAUAGGCUGAGGCGGGGGAAGCCUCUCCCCCACCCCGCGCCGCGCUACCUAAGCGCCGGGCUCUGGCUCGCCAGCUGUUUGUAGGCCUGGGUAAAGGGUGAGGGUCCGCAGAGGGUAGGGCCGCCCGCGGCUCCGUCCGCGCUCUCACUGGACGAAGCGUUCGCCGUCUUCCGCCGCCCCUGCCUUCUGUCCAAGACCGGCCGCUGGGCGGGAGAGUCCGGGGCGGCUGCCCGUGCUUCUGACUGACAAGCAGUGUUCCCACAGUCCGCGCUGCCCGCCACGUCCCCGGGUCUCGGCCGGCGGCUCUGCGCGGCGCCUGACCUCUCCGAGCCCGGCGCGAUGACAGCGCCCCGCUCCCGGCUGGCCCGGCUUCCUCCGCGCCGCCGGCCGGGACUCGUGCCGUUCCCGCCGCCGCUGCUGUUGCUGCUGCUGCUGGCGGCCGCGGGGCCGGCGCACGGCUGGGAGAGCGGAGACCUGGAGUUAUUUGACUUGGUGGAGGAGGUGCAGCUCAACUUCUACCAGUUCCUCGGGGUGCAGCAGGAUGCUUCAUCUGCAGACAUUAGAAAAGCAUAUCGUAAGCUUUCACUAACUCUGCAUCCAGACAAGAAUAAAGAUGAAAAUGCAGAAACUCAAUUUAGACAAUUGGUGGCCAUUUAUGAAGUUUUAAAGGAUGAUGAACGAAGGCAGAGGUAUGAUGAUAUUCUGAUCAAUGGACUUCCAGAUUGGCGACAGCCUGUAUUCUACUACAGGCGGGUGAGGAAAAUGAGCAAUGCUGAGCUGGCAUUACUUUUGUUCAUUAUUCUCACAGUGGGUCAUUAUGCUGUGGUUUGGUCAAUCUACCUGGAAAAACAACUGGAUGAACUGCUCAGUAGAAAAAAGAGAGAAAAGAAAAAAAAGACAGGCGGCAAGACUGUGGAUGUAUCAAAACUUGGUGCUUCAGAAAAAAAUGAAAGAUUACUGGUGAAACCGCAGUGGCAUGAUUUGCUUCCCUGCAAGCUGGGAAUUUGGUUUUGCCUUACCCUAAAAGCAUUGCCUCAUCUAAUCCAGGAUGCUGGGCAGUUUUAUGCUAAAUAUAAAGAAACGAGAUUGAAGGAAAAGGAAGAUGAAUUGACAAGAGCUGAACUUGAAACCCUUCAAAAACAGAAGAAAGUUAAAAUAAAAAAACCCAAACCUGAAUUUCCUGUAUAUACGCCUUUAGAAAGCACAUAUAUUCAAUCUUAUGAUCAUGGAACUUCUAUAGAAGAAAUUGAGGAACAGAUGGAUGACUGGUUAGAAAACAGGAACAGAACACAGAAAAAACAGGCACCUGAAUGGACAGAAGAGGACCUCAGCCAGCUGACAAGAAGUAUGGUGAAGUUCCCAGGAGGGACCCCAGGUCGAUGGGAAAAGAUUGCCCACGAAUUGGGUCGAUCCGUGACAGAUGUGACAACCAAAGCCAAGCAACUGAAGGAUUCAGUUACUUGUUCCCCAGGGAUGGUCAGGCUCUCGGAACUCAAAUCCACAGCUCAGAGCCCCAGGCCCACCAGGCCCACCGCAGCCUUGCAGGACAGCAUCAUCACCCAGCGGGAAGAGGCCCAGUCAGCCACGGAGGAGGAGGAGGAGGAAGCGGCCGAGCUGGGGGCAGAGGCCGCGGAGGAGAGCCGGCUGCGGAGGCGGAGGCCGGCCCGGCCCCUCGAGCCGGAGGAGCGGGUCCGGGGGAAGAGGCAGAAAGACUUCGACCUGUCAGAGCAGCGCGAGUCCAGUGACGAUGAGAGCCAGCAGAGAGAGCGCGCGCGAGCUGCAGAGGAGCCCUGGACUCAGAACCAACAGAAGCUUCUGGAACUAGCGUUACAGCAGUACCCGAGGGGAUCCUCUGACCGCUGGGACAAGAUAGCCAAGUGUGUCCCGUCCAAGAGCAAGGAAGACUGUAUCGCUAGAUACAAGCUGCUGGUUGAACUGGUUCAAAAGAAAAAACAAGCUAGAAGCUGAAUCCUCUGGAAGAUGUUGUUUACCUCCAUUUUCCAAAAGGAUUUUUUUUUAAAUCUUAUGCAGAAAUUUACAUUUUGUACCUCAGUAUUUCUAUACGUCAUGUGCCUUAGUGAAAAAAAAAAUUAAAAAUUUAAAAUAAA
Messenger RNA from Bubalus bubalis (water buffalo), 2958 nucleotides. RefSeq names its product DnaJ heat shock protein family (Hsp40) member C1 (gene DNAJC1). Gene Ontology annotation, cellular component: endomembrane system. The transcript is spliced from 12 exons. Bases 1190 to 2818 code for a protein of 542 amino acids. The record is from RefSeq and is a predicted model, not a curated record. Lineage: Eukaryota; Metazoa; Chordata; Mammalia; Artiodactyla; Bovidae.